Paramuricea clavata is the source of this 423-nucleotide messenger RNA. The record is from the annotation of a GenBank genome assembly. Lineage: Eukaryota; Metazoa; Cnidaria; Anthozoa; Malacalcyonacea; Plexauridae.
AUGGUUGCGAACGAUCGACGGGUUGAAAAAGAGCGUGUUGAUUUGGAAAGAAAAAGAAAGGCAAAGAUUGUUGAAGAAAAGAGUUGGGAAAAAAGUAUUGCAAAAGAAGAAAGUCGUCGUCGCGGCGUGUUGCGUCGGGAAAAGGCUGCGGAGAAGAGGCGUGCGAAGAGGUGUGCGAAGAGAAAAAAGCUAAGGAGAAAAAUUUCAUUUUGGCAUGAAGGUGAAAAAUUACGUAAAAGGGUGGAAAAAAAGAAGAAGGAUUUUAAAUUUAGAUUGGAUUUGGAGAGUGAAGAACCAGUCAAUAAAAGAGCGUUACGUAGUGUAGUUAAUUCUAUUUGGUAUUUGAAAGGAGAUGAUUUGAAUAAAAUUGCAUUUGAUAUUCAUCUUAGAAUUCAUGAAGAUGAAGAAGAAGAUUUAGUCUAG